CCGCCGGCAGGGAAGCUGCGGGGGAGAAGGACGUGUGUGAGGGAGCGGGUCCCGGGGAAACUGUCUGUGUGUGGCGGAGGUGAGGGAGCGGGUCCCGGGAAACGCUCUGUGUGUGGCGGAGUGUGAUCCAGAGCAGAGGUUACUCUUGCCAACUCUUCAGUGUUUGUGAGGGAGCCAGGAAGAUGGUGAAUGUUCUGAAAGGUGUUCUGGUUGAGUGUGACCCUGCAAUGAAGCAGUUUCUGCUCUACUUGGAUGAGUCAAAUGCUUUGGGAAAGAAGUUCAUCAUACAAGACCUGGAUGAAACUCAUGUCUUUGUCUUAGCUGAGUUGGUCAACUUUCUCCAGGAGAGAGUGGGCGAGUUAAUGGACCAGAACUCGUUUCCUAUUACUCAGAAGUGAGAAAAACCAGAGAAAUGGGAUUACUGCAAGUUUUGGAACAGUGAAUUUCAAUAGUUUGGGUUGUUACUGUUUUAAUAGAUAACGCUGUGGCAUGUAAGUUCUACAUAGAAGUGGCUACUAUAGAAAAUGCAUCAUUUUCAUAGACAAAAUGGUCUGGAAUUGGAUUUUGUUUCUCAUUUUGAAAGAAUGUGGUAUCUUUAUUAAAAUACUUAAAAUUAUACGCUUGAGGAGUUCCCUUGAGAAUUUUUGAUGCAUGCUGUCUGGUUUUCCUUUAGGUUUUUAUCUUGCAAGAUGAUAUGACCCAAAGAGUAGAGUAGUGUUUCUGUAGUGGAAUGCUGUAUGAGGUCUUCUGAUGUGUUGUGUCCUGUGUGUGAUUGAAUCUGAUUAUAGCAUGACUGAUGGAAAGUAAAGAAUGUCUGUUGAAUUUGUGCUUGAUGGAACAUCUCUGAACUGGAGGCAUGGUCAGAUGGGUUGAUGGGUUUUACACAGCAGGAUGAGAGUUGGUCUGAGUGUUUUGUUGUGUUGUUUGGGGGUUGGGGUGUUGGGAUUUCUUUGUUAAAAUAUGUUACAAAUGCUCCAUACUACUUGCCUACUUUUACCAAGGCUGUGCUUUCUGACUUGUUCUGAGUUUGGAGGGGAAGGAGGGAUAUGGGAGGAUUGGGACAACAAAAUCUAUUGCCCUAGAUCAUCGUAAAUUAAAGGGGUAACAGAAAUGGGAAACCAGUCUUAUAGAUAUAAUUGCUUGUAUUUUUUCACUGAAGCUGAUAGUCCCAGUAAGUUAGUUAUGUGGUCAGACUCCUAUGCUCUACCUAACAAAAAAGAAAGCUGGAUUUGGAUUUUUGCUUAUGGUUUUUUUCCUUCAGCUUAGUUCUUUUUCCCAUAUUCCCUUUUCCUGCAAAGAAACAAGCUUUGUAGUGUCAUGGUUUCGUUGUUUGGGGUUUUUCUGUAUUUGUAACUUUAGCUCAGACACUGGCUUGGUUUUCAGACCUACUCAUGUACUUUAGAUAGAUGCCACCUUUUUGUCUUUGAGAAAAAGAACAAGAGUAAAGAGAAAGGCUUUUAUAAGGGGCAGUUCUCCUUACUGACUCUCCCUCUACUGCUUGUUUCUCUUGUCCAGUAAAUAUCAGAUUAAUUGGUAGGUUUGUCCUUGUUUUUUGUUCAGAUUGGUUUUUUGGUUUGCAUUUUUUUCCUCAGGAAGAAGGAAUCUUCAGGAGAAAGUUUCACUAGAUGUUUUUAAUCAAAAAGCCGUCCAAAGAAAGUUCUGUAGAAUUGUGUAUGUUCAGGCAUAUGUGGAUGAGCAACUAGCCGUGUAAAAUUUAACUUCGUGACAUUUCUGGUACCUUCUCUUUUCUCUGACUGUAUAGAACAAUGAGUUUGGGUCCAAAUUGUUUUAUCUCUUUCUUUCACAAGUGGGUGCUUCCCUGGUCAUGUAGAUUAAGACCCAGCUACAUGUGUUUACCUGAAAUAAGAAGUUUAAAUCUUAUUUAUAAGUGGUUUAUGGUUUCUUACCUCUUUCUUGAGAUUGAUCUCAAGAGACAGAUCAAACCUUGACCUCAUAACUGUUAUUUUUUGGAAGAUUAUUUGGUGCUCAUUUAACGAAGAAAUAAUCAGUAGUUUUAACAUGGCAUUAUAGCUUAGUACAAGUUAUUUAGAAGUGUCUGUUUCCUUUCUUUGGAAUCCUAGUUUAUUUUCCAUCCAGAUUCUGCUGAAAGGUAAAUCAUCCAUCACUCUCUUCAAAUUAGAGCAUUUGAAAAGUCAUGUUUGGAAUUCCACAUAUUAAGCUUCUCUGUAUUUCGCAUGUCUAGUGCCCUAUUUCUAUUGUGACUUUCCUUUUCAGUCUAUAAUAAACUUCUUGCAGUUCUUGUCUUUUUCUCCUGUGUAACUGUACAGCUUUGCAGCUGUAUUCACUGUAUUUUAGCUUAUAUUUACAAUUGAUAAAUGGCUUAUGCAAUACAGAGGGAUGGAAGUUCCAAACUGUAUAAACGAAAGAGUUGGGCAUGCAUUCUUAUACUCUUGCUCACAAUUUGGUUUUUCUGAGCAAACAAGUUAAUGGAUUUUUAACUUCUAAACCUGUCAAUACUUUUGAUCCUUCCAGUACCCUAACAAGGCAUAACCAAUUCUGUGCUGGAAGAAUAAAUAAAAGAUGUAAAGAUGUAAGUUGGUAUCAUCAUAUGUAGUCUAAGGAGCUGAGUUCACUGUAGUUCCUAGAGAUAAAAGGAUCUUGAAUCGGAUAGUAUGGUGAAGGAAAUCUAAUUAGGAAACUUUUAGAAAUUGAGUAUGUGUAUGACUUUAAAAAGCAAACAAACAAAAAACCCAAGCAACGGUUUCUGUGAUUUGAAUAAACUUGGACCUCUGAAAGGUUUUGGUUCUUUUUAAAUGCAUGUAGUCCUAGAACUUACAACAAAAGUUCAACAAAAGCUUCAACAGCAACAAAAAUAUUUGCCCAGAUGGUGAAAAGUAGAUACUAGUGUUAAAAAUACCUAUACAUUUUGAGAUAAUCUGCAUUUACACUUACAGAUUUUAAACAUUUGUGCUGGUUUUCAUUCAGGUGCGAAAUAUUAUUGGCGAGUACAGCUUGGAAUGAAACACUGUGUUAAAGAUACAUUUUUUAAAGGCUGGAAACAUUUGAGAAGAAAAGCUGUAGGAGCUCUGUUUAAAUAUAUUCAUGCUUUGAUAAUAGAGUUGAUAGGGUGAGAAAGUCAGCUCUCGCUGUAUUUAGAAUAUUGUAUGUUAAUUUAGUGUUUGUCUCUAUAACUAAUAUGUUCACUUUUUUGCUAGUAUCUGUCAAAGAACUACAGUGUUCUCAGGUCCUGCUUGAGCAGCAAAAAUACUGUUUGAAUGACAGACUUGUUGCUGCUUGUAAAAGCACCAAAUUUUAUCUUCAAGGGUUUUCACUGCUCACUUUUAGCUCUCAGUUUGAGUUGAAAGUAUUUUGUGUACUGGAAGAAGAGCAUGGUAGUACAAUUACAUAAAAGACACUUGAACUUCCUUCAUUACUUGCUACUUAUUUGUACUUAGAUCUAAAUAAGAUUGCAAGUU
Molecule: messenger RNA, 3437 nt
Organism: Camarhynchus parvulus
Lineage: Eukaryota; Metazoa; Chordata; Aves; Passeriformes; Thraupidae
Gene: GTF2H5
Product: general transcription factor IIH subunit 5
Exons: 3
Coding region: 183-398 (71 amino acids)
Biological process (GO): nucleotide-excision repair, preincision complex assembly; nucleotide-excision repair; transcription initiation at RNA polymerase II promoter
Cellular component (GO): transcription factor TFIIH core complex; transcription factor TFIIH holo complex
Source: RefSeq, a predicted model, not a curated record